Exophiala spinifera is the source of this 2136-nucleotide messenger RNA. RefSeq lists its product as uncharacterized. Bases 1 to 2136 code for a protein of 711 amino acids. Gene Ontology annotation, biological process: DNA-templated transcription. Lineage: Eukaryota; Fungi; Ascomycota; Eurotiomycetes; Chaetothyriales; Herpotrichiellaceae. Gene Ontology annotation, molecular function: DNA binding; zinc ion binding. The record is from RefSeq and is a predicted model, not a curated record. The transcript is spliced from 3 exons.
AUGACAAGUGCUUAUGCACCGAUCCGUCCUGCGGUAAGCAAUCAACCGCAGUCUCUGGAACUACCAACGUCGAUCCAUGAAGUUUCCGUGUUAGCCGACGUCGAUGUCGACAUGAGUUGUUCAACACUCCUGCAGGGGCAACCAGGACAGAAGCAGCAGCAGCAGCAGCAGCAGCAACAACAACAAAGACAACAACAGCAACUACUCCACCAACCAACAUCGCCGCGGCCCCAGCUGCAACUUGCGCCGGCUCAAGCGACAUUACCAUCGACUUCGGUAGGGAAGGAGAGAUCAUCCUUGCCAGACGACGUACAAGGCCCUGGCGCUGAAGAUAUCAGCCCCGAAGUGCCCUCAACCGUCUCCCAUGGUCGUUCUCCGGCCGUGGGUUAUCUCGGCGGUAGUGGAUUGUUGAGACUUUUCGAACCAGACUAUAGAGGGAUUGCGGCUGCUACGACUAAUACUGCCGACCAGCAGGAGCAUGGAGUGGCCAGUGGUCGCGUAGGCUCUUUGGCAGACAACGACGGCAGCCUGCCUCCUAGUGAGCUCCAAGAAAGCUUUGCAGAGACGUAUUUCAACUAUUGCUGGCCUUGGUGCCCGGUGCUGGACAAACAAACAUUCAAUGGCGAAAUCGAGGACAUAACUUCCCCUCUCCUCAUCAAUGCAAUGGCCUUGUUGGGAAUGCAAGUGCGCCCGCCUAUAAUGCAACACGCCCGAGCUAAGGACUACUAUGACCGGGCAAAGAUGCUGUUUUAUAUGGACGAGGAGAGCGACCCGCUGAUAUGCCUGCAAUCCAUCAUGCUCUUCUACUGGUGGGCUCCACGAGGGCCGUCACAAGUACACAAGGAUGCUUCUUGGUGGUGGACUGGCAUUGCCAUCAAGUAUGCACAGCAGAUGGGUUUACAUCGUGAACCGAGAAAUGUCGAAGAUGUUGGUGGAGCUGCAGCACAAGGCUUGAGACGGAGGAUUUGGUGGACCCUCUUCGCCAGGGAACGUUUAACGGCCAUGUGCCAAGCUCGACCUCUCACUAUCAGCCCAGAGGACUGUACCGUCAGGGAACCUUCGCUUGAAGAUUUUGGGUCCUCGUCGGACGAUCCUCGCGCAGAGAUCUUCAUCUACUGGGUUCGCUUGUGCGACAUUAUCGGCCGCAUCAGUCAACAUCUCUCACGCCCAACAGAGGGGGGACAACCAUUUUCUUUUCCUACUGCUCUUGCCGAAGAACUAAUAGCGUGGAUCAACAACCUACCUGCUCGUCUACAAUUGCCCGACAUGCCAGACCGAUCGCGUCGCUUUGAUCGGGAUGUCCUCAAACUCCACUUGCCCUAUCUUACUACAGUCACUAUCUUACACUUAAACUGGUCGUCGCAGCAUCCUUCACAAGCCUUUCCCGAAGCCUACACCGCCGCUGUCCUCUCCGCUUCGUGCGUCACCCGCAUAUUCAAAGACCUUCUCGCCAGGGGAAAGAUUCGGUUCUUAGGAGCCAUAGCAUGUUGGUACGUUGGGACGGCCAUAGUUGCUCUCCUACAUACUCAACGUAUCGACACUCUUGUUACCCCAGGAGCGAACGAUAUCCGCAUUCUCAGAGUCGCAUUGAACGAAUUGGCUGCCCUCUGGCCAUCGACGGCCAUCUUUGUGAAGGGAUUCGAUCGACUCCGCGCUUUCGAACAUCUGGAAAAUACUUCUGGAGGACCCAAUAGUGGAACACUUUGCCAAGGAUCUCAGCUACAGGGCACAGGCACGACUGCUUCCCAACCGGCACAGAGACAAACACAGGAAGCGCAAGGGAACGCUUCUCCAAGCGGCAUUCACCUAGCACCGAACGACAACCCACCACUACAUUAUUCUUCCUCUAUACAGGAUGUCCACCUCCAGUGGCCCCACGGUAUCGACUGGCAGAGUUAUUUCCCACACGUCACAGGUCGCACAUGUGGCCUGGCAGAGGUGUUGUUGGCUCAACCGCAUCAACCACCUUUGGACAUUUGGGCUGGGUUAUCUUCCCUCUCAUGGUUUGGUACAGGAGACUCUACGUCGCCGGCACAGUUCCAGAACCUGUUCGAUCCCACUGAUACGAUGUUGGACCCCUUUCUGGAGAAUCUGUCGGCGUUGUGUUGGAUGGGAGAGUCAGGGGGGACAAUAUGA